Messenger RNA from Gossypium raimondii (Peruvian cotton), 1521 nucleotides. RefSeq lists its product as uncharacterized. The transcript has 3 exons. The coding region runs from base 114 to 1136 and encodes 340 amino acids. The record is from RefSeq and is a predicted model, not a curated record. Lineage: Eukaryota; Viridiplantae; Streptophyta; Magnoliopsida; Malvales; Malvaceae.
CCAUUUAGUCUUUGAUAUACCAACAUAAAAUCUCAAAAUAAAGAAAAAUUAAAGGCAAAAGUUUCCAUCGUUUUCUCAUCCUCCAAACAGGCCCUGACUUGUCCCACUGAGUAAUGGAGGGAAACGGUAGCAGAGCCGAUGCCAAACUCCUUCUAGGAAUCGCUAAGAAGCUUCUCCAAGGCCGUCAUUUCAAAGCCUCAAGAGAUGUCGCAGUCCUCGCCCAACAAACCGAUCCCCUCUUGGAAGGGCCAGAUCAGAUCCUAGCCGUCAUCGACGUCGUUGUCGCCGACGUAAAAAGAAUUAACGACCAACACGAUUGGUACUCCAUCUUACAAAUCGAUUGCCGUUCCCAAGACAACGAUCUCAUCGAGAAACAGUAUCAUCGCCUAACUCUCCUUCUUGAUCCCGAGCAAAAUAAGUUCCCUUUCGCCGAUGAUGCGUUUAAGCUCGUAUCCGACGCAUGGUCUAUUUUGUCUAACAGCUCGAAAAAAUCGGUUUACGACAAAGAAUUUGACUCCUGUACGAGAAUUGAUUUAAGCACCGCCGGCGAUCGUUCGUAUCAUGCCGGGGAAUCAACUGUCAGGGGAGAACCGCAAAAUCAGGAACGCAUGCAGAAUUUGGAAUUGCGAAAGGAGAAUCAAAGGCCAAGAAUGUCAACAUUUUGGACAGCGUGUCCCUACUGUUAUAUGUUGUUUGAGUAUCCUAGGAUUUACGAAGGUUGUUGUUUAAGGUGCCAGAAUUGCGACAGAGCUUUUCAUGGUGUUCUCAUUCAGACUUUGCCGCCGUUGAUUCCCGAGAAAGAAGCUUAUUAUUGUACCUGGGCGUUUUUUCCGUUAUUGUCCGGUGGUCAGGAGACUGAAGUUGAACCUCCUCCGGGGUUUCCAGAUAAGCGGCGAGGGAGUGAAAGAAAUGAUGGACGGGAGAGUGAAGUUAAAGCUCCUCCAGGGUUUCCAGAAAAGCGGCGAGGGGCUCAAAGAAAUGGAGGUACUAUGGCCUUGCCACCACCAGCUUCUGCUCCGACGACCACCAUGAAGAAGGCUACCGAAAGCAUCGAUAAUGUGGCAGGGAUUUCGGGUGGGAAUGUGUCCGAUUUUGCCCCAAGGAAGAGAGGGAAGCCGAGGAUGAAUCCUCUCUGAGGUUUCGUAGGUAAUGGAUUAUGGUUUUUUGGGUUUGGUUUAUAGGCAACCUAACCAUAAUGCAGGAGUUCUUGCGGUGGAGACAGCCGAUUUUGAUGAAGGGGGAAGAAAGGAUAAUGCUGAGGCUGCAACUCCGAUGUAUAUGGGGGAGAUUUUGUAGCCUGCAGCUUUUGAGUUGUAUUCUCCCUAAAGCAGUGCGCCUUAAACAAGUCUGCCUUGGAGCAACACCCCUGGAGAUGCUCUCUCCCAAAGCUGUCUGCCUUCCCUAAAUGAAUCAUGAUCUUCUCCCAGCGUAAGUUUGCUUCUUGCAGCAAUAUGUGAGCAGGGAGCAUCAACAAUAACCAAACCUUUUUCCGUAACACUUCCAGCAUGUAAAUAUAUGUGA